UUAAAAUUACCCACAAUGCACCCGUAUUUUUGUUUUGUCUUCCUUUUUUAGCAUCAUGUGAUAGUUUUACGAUAAAUAUAGUUAUAUUAAGUUAAUUGAAGCCAUAAUCUAUCUCAGAUGGAUUCAUUCAAUGGCAAAAUACAAUCAUAUAUUAUUGAAUUUCUUCUUUGAAAAACGUUCACUUUUAUGCCGGAAGUGCUCUUCAAGCUGGGAGGAGGAAUUUUAAAAUCAUGAAAACAUUUUUUCGUCGGCACAUUAUUAGUCAAUAAUAGGGAUAUUUGGCUUUCCUAUGUCGUAUAAUUAACCUCCAAGCUUUAUUAAAAUAAUUCUCAAACGCACAAGAUGAUGCAAAUUACAGAUUUUCAGAAGAUUGGAGUAGGACUGGCAGGAUUUGGAGUUGCUUUUAUAUUCUUGGGAAUUCUCUUCCUCUUUGACAAAGGAUUACUGGCAAUAGGAAAUAUUUUGUUCAUUUGCGGCCUUGCAUUUGUGAUAGGAUUAGAAAGGACUUUCAGAUUUUUCUUUCAACAGCAUAAAUUAAAAGCCACAGGAUUCUUCUUUGGUGGCAUCUUAAUAGUUUUAAUAGGAUGGCCACUUAUAGGAAUGUGCCUAGAAACAUAUGGAUUUGUAUUAUUAUUUAGUGGGUUUUUCCCAGUAGCAAUCAAUUUUCUCAGACGGGUACCUGUCCUUGGCUCAUUACUCAAUCUCCCUGGGAUCAGCUAUUUGGUGAAUAAAGUAGGGGAACCACAAGGAAUGGUAUAGGAAUUUAUCUCAUUGACAUUUGGUGCAAGUUUUAUUUUAAAGAUCCCAUGGUAGUCACGUCUGGAUUGUACAUCGUACCAAGAUAAGCCAUGUUAAAAACACUUGGCUGAACCAAAUUAAUGAAAUUAUCCAAAUGAAAAUUAAAUUGCACUCAGUUGAGAGUUGGGAAAAUUAUGAAUAUUUUGGAAUUAUCCAUAGUCCAAAAUCCUCAAAAGUUACCAGUAUGGUAUAUUGACAAAUUCACGUUUUACCAGUUAGAGACUUGAAUAUCAUGUGAGGCUUAUAUAAGAAACAAAUGACAUGUACAUUUCCAUCAUGGCUUCAUGUGACCACUAGAGGUUGAAAAGGGGCAAUUUUUCUAAUGGAGGUUACUGUAUGACAUCUUAUUAAAGUGUAAUAAACCGUGUACUGUAACCUGGGCUAUUUUUGCACUAUUUAAUUUUGUGAAUUUUUUAUGAUAUAGACUUCUUGACAAAAUUUCAAUUUUGUGAAUAUCAAAGCAACAGAGCAAAAAU
Molecule: messenger RNA, 1274 nt
Organism: Owenia fusiformis
Lineage: Eukaryota; Metazoa; Annelida; Polychaeta; Sabellida; Oweniidae
Source: the annotation of a GenBank genome assembly